Messenger RNA from Malurus melanocephalus (red-backed fairy wren), 931 nucleotides. RefSeq names its product leucine rich repeat containing 18 (gene LRRC18). Lineage: Eukaryota; Metazoa; Chordata; Aves; Passeriformes; Maluridae. The record is from RefSeq and is a predicted model, not a curated record. The transcript has a single exon. Gene Ontology annotation, molecular function: protein binding. Bases 28 to 876 code for a protein of 282 amino acids.
UGGUCUGGUCUGUCUGUCAGCGGAAAGAUGCCUAAGGGAAAAGGUCCAAAAGGGAAAAGGAUCACCUUGAAAAUGGCCAAAAAUUCAAUCCGGGUAGCUUUUAAUGGAAGACGCCGUCUUGACUUAAGCAAAAUGGGCAUUACCACCUUCCCCAAGUCCAUUCUGGARCUGGCUGAUGUGGAAGAACUCGAUUUGAGCAGAAACAUGUUAAAGAAGAUCCCAAACGUCAUUGAGAAGUUCCAGAAUCUGAUAUGGCUGGACUUGCACAGUAAUCUGCUUGAUGAGCUGCCCCCAGAAAUAGGCACACUUCAGAACCUUACUUACCUGAACUUAUGCAACAACAGGUUGACCACGGAAAGUCUACCACCAGAGCUGACCCUUCUCAAGAGCCUGCGUACUCUCAACCUUGGCUUGAACCGUCUUGAGACUGUUCCCACCACUCUUGGGUCCCUGAAGGAACUUAUUGAGCUAGGUCUCUUUGACAAUUCAUUGACCAAAAUCCCAAAAAGUUUGAAAAGACUCCCCAAGCUUGAGAGAUUCAAUAUAAAAAGAAACCCUUUACCAGAAUUUGAAGUGAAAGAAGAGGAAGAGGACUUGGUUAAACGCAUAGAAUCRCUUUUCUUAGUGAAACAGGAAGACCUGUGCGGUUCCUGCCUGAACACUUGUAAGGGUGAGCGGGAAGAGUUGCAUGAGUUAGAGCAGAUGACACCGACACCUGGCCCCUCCCCAAAGAAGCCAAGUUUCCCUUCACUCCUUACACCCAAUUCCACUGCAAGGGAUAACCAAGAAGAAUGGAGAGUAAAAGAAACCAAUGAUGAAGAUACAUCAUCAGACUCUACAGAYGAUGCUCCAGAUGAGGCCAGCCCAAACCAAUAAAAAGCUGACCUCUCUCUUCCUCCUGUUUUCUUUCAGUUUUGCUUCUUUAAAGUCU